Messenger RNA from Xylona heveae TC161, 2159 nucleotides. RefSeq lists its product as hypothetical. Gene Ontology annotation, cellular component: cytoplasm; cytosol. NCBI's taxonomy places the organism in Eukaryota, Fungi, Ascomycota, Xylonomycetes, Xylonales, Xylonaceae. The transcript is spliced from 5 exons. Gene Ontology annotation, molecular function: molybdopterin molybdotransferase activity. The record is from RefSeq and is a predicted model, not a curated record. Gene Ontology annotation, biological process: molybdenum incorporation into molybdenum-molybdopterin complex; Mo-molybdopterin cofactor biosynthetic process. The coding region runs from base 40 to 2079 and encodes 679 amino acids.
CUUUACUUCAUAGUAUACACAAUUCAGAAUUUAUAUCCAAUGGCGUCUUCAAUGCUCAAAGCUGCAAUUCUUAUUGUCUCAGACACGGCUGCAAAUGAUCCUGCCACAGAUGCGUGCGGCAAUACGCUAAAAGACGUGUUUAAUUCCGAGGGUUCCCAGCAGUGGGAUGUGGUUGAAACGAGAAUCGUUCCUGAUGAUGUACUCGAGAUUCAGCGUGCAGUAACUCAAUGGGCCGACAAGGAGACAGCAAAUCUAAUUGUGACCUCCGGAGGAACAGGAUUUGCAAUUAAAGACAAGACGCCUGAGGCCAUUGAGCCACUCCUGCACAAAAAUGCCCCGGGACUUGUCCAUGGAAUGCUUGCUGCGUCUUUGUCCGUAACUCCAUUUGCAUUGAUGUCAAGGCCUAUUGCUGGAGUACGCAAUAAGUCCUUGAUACUUACCUUGCCAGGUUCUCCAAAGGGAGCAAAGGAAAAUCUUCAGGCUAUUCUGAAGCUCCUGCCUCAUGCCUGUACCCAGGCAGCAGGUGCAAAUUCGAGGGCAUUGCACGCUGGCGGUGUCAAGAAGCUUGAAAAGGAGGCGGGCAUUGAAUCUGAUAACAAAUCGGCAGUUGGAGGUAAUACGCAUCAUCAUCAUCACCAUCAUGACCAUGGGCAUGGGCACGGUCAUGGAAAACACGGGGGACACGCCAUUCCAGUUCCUCACACCAAUGCUGAAUCUCGGCCCAAAUCAAACGACCCCAGUCAAGGAGCAAGCCACCGUAAUCGGGCUUCGCCUUGGACGAUGCUUUCUGUUGAAGAUGCUUUAAAGCUAAUAAAAGAAUUCACGCCGGCGUUCAAAACCACCCGUGUCCCUGUGAACAGCAACUUGAUUGGCGCUGUGCUCGCUGAAGAUGUCAAGGCUGCCGAAGCCGUUCCUGCAUUCAGAGCUAGCAUCGUGGAUGGCUAUGCUGUGAUUGCUACAGAGAGCAAGCCUAACACCAAAGGUGUAUUUCCAGUCGCUUCCAUCUCACACGCUGCGCCUGGAGAAAUUCCAGACUUGAAGAAAGGCCAGAUUACCAGAAUUACAACGGGAGCACCGUUGCCACCGGGAGCCACUUCUGUGGUCAUGGUGGAAGAUACUGUCCUAAAAUCCACGACAGAAGACGGCACCGAAGAGAAAGAAGUUGAGAUCCUUACAGAUGAUAUCAAACCUGGCGAAAAUGUAAGAGAAGUCGGCAGUGAUAUUCAAGCUGGCGAGACAAUCUUGUCCAAGGGCGACGAAAUCAGCGCUGUUGGAGGUGAACUGGGCUUGCUUGCGUCAGUUGGCGUCUCUGAGGUUACUAUAUACCAAAAGCCGGUUGUGGGUGUGCUCAGUACAGGUGAUGAGAUUAUACAGCAUGAUCGGCCUGGCGGGUUAAGGCUUGGAGAGGUUAGGGAUUGUAACAGGCCAACUAUAAUGGCUGCAGUCUCAGGCUGGGGAUUUGAGGUUCUUGAUCUAGGAAUUGCUCGAGACAAACCAGGUGCACUUGAGGAGACUCUCAGAGACGCUCUACGAAAGGUAGAUGUCAUUAUCACGACUGGUGGGGUUUCUAUGGGAGAGCUCGAUCUUCUCAAACCUACUAUUGAACGUUCCCUUGGCGGAACAAUCCACUUUGGCCGAGUUGCAAUGAAGCCGGGAAAGCCCACCACAUUUGCUACAGUUCCAUUCAAGGACAACAAUGGAGAACGUCAGAGCAAAGUCAUUUUCUCCCUUCCUGGUAAUCCCGCAUCGGCUGUGGUCACGUUUCACCUUUUUGUUCUUCCCUCGCUGCAUCAAUCCUCGGGCAUCUCGCCUGCUGGUCUGCCUGCAGUAACCGUGGUGCUCGAUCACGAUGUCAGGCUGGAUCCCCAGCGGGCAGAAUACCACCGAGCCAUAGUUACUGGAAAGGCAGAUGGUUUACUUCACGCAAGCAGCACAGGAAACCAAAGAAGCUCUCGGGUGGGCAGUUUGAAGAGUGCCAAUGCAUUGCUCUGUCUACCUGCAGGCAAAGCCGGUCCUCCAAGCUUUUCGAAAGGUCAAACCAUUAAAGCUCUACUCAUGAGCCAGAUUUCAAGUGGCUGAGUCUGCUCUUCUUUGGGAACGAGCUCAUAGGAGUACAUUAUCACCGUUAUAGACUCUUCAAAAUCAAUUUUUAGACUCCG